AUGAUCAGCAUUAAUUUCUACUGGAAGGAUGCCCCAACAAGUCGCAUCGUCCACCUGAUCCAAGUCUCCUUGCAGUUCCUCGCAGCUAUCAUUGUCAUUGGCAUCAAUGCCUCAGAUAUCGCAAAUGGUCCCACAAAUACCGGCAUCUCAGUUUUUGCCAUUGUUAUCGCCACAUUAUCAACAGUGACAGCCGUCCUGUCUGCGCUGGACAUUUUCUACCCGAUUCCAAGUCGUCUGUGGCUGCUCUGGAAUUUGUUCUGGCAAUGGGUUUUGGCGUUCGCUUGGGUUGGGGUGGUUGCCGCCUUUGGGAGGCGAUAUUUUCAGAAUCACACUACCCGCUUCCACGUUGCUGCUGGGUUCAAUGUUGCGAACCUGGUCCUUUGGCUGCUGGGGUCUGUGUACGGUACCAUGUUGAUGUGUUUCAGGAGGAAACUGGGUGGCAAGAUGCCUCCAGACGACGUUGAGCUGAGAUGA
Molecule: messenger RNA, 474 nt
Organism: Cladophialophora yegresii CBS 114405
Lineage: Eukaryota; Fungi; Ascomycota; Eurotiomycetes; Chaetothyriales; Herpotrichiellaceae
Exons: 2
Coding region: 1-474 (157 amino acids)
Source: RefSeq, a predicted model, not a curated record